Molecule: messenger RNA, 1527 nt
Organism: Benincasa hispida (wax gourd)
Lineage: Eukaryota; Viridiplantae; Streptophyta; Magnoliopsida; Cucurbitales; Cucurbitaceae
Product: beta-glucosidase 12-like
Biological process (GO): carbohydrate metabolic process
Molecular function (GO): beta-glucosidase activity
Source: RefSeq, a predicted model, not a curated record
AUGCUGGGUUUCAAAGAUACCUUCUUCCUUGGCUUUCUUUCCCUUAUCCUUCUAGUUUCAGAUGCUGCACAUCAACCAAGCUCUCCCAUUCCCAUUAUAAGGAGAAGCAACUUCCCAAAAGACUUUGUUUUUGGUUCUUCAUCUGCUGCUUAUCAGUAUGAAGGUGCUGCUUUCCAGUAUGGAAGAAAACCAAGUAUUUGGGACACCUACACUCACAAACACCCUGAGAGAAUUGCCGAUGGCAAGAAUGGAGAUAUAGCUGUUGAUCAAUACCAUCGCUACAAGGAAGAUGUUGCCAUUAUGGACCGUAUAGGUUUUGAUGCUUACAGAUUCUCAAUUUCAUGGUCCAGAGUGUUACCAAAGGGAAAACUUAGUGGUGGUGUGAAUAAAGAAGGAAUUGACUACUACAACAGACUCAUCAAUGAGCUCCUUUCAAAAGGCAUCCAAUCCUAUGUAACAAUUUUUCAUUGGGAUGUUCCCCAAGCUUUACAAGAUGAGUAUCAAGGCUUCAUGAAUCAUUCAAUUAUAAAUGAUUAUCGAGACUUUGCUGAGCUUUGCUUCAAGGAGUUCGGAGAUAGAGUGAAACAUUGGAUCACCUUUAAUGAACAAUACGUCUUUAUUAUAAAUGGCUAUGCAACAGGAUCUUUUGCACCAGGCAGAUGCUCUUCUUGGCAACCAUUUAAUUGUCUUGGUGGAGAUUCUGGGACUGAACCAUACAUUGUUGGUCAUCACCAAAUUCUUUCCCAUGCUGUUGCGGUUAAACUUUAUAAAUCUAAAUAUCAGAAAUACCAAAAAGGAGAAAUUGGAGUGACAUUAUUUUCGAAUUGGUUUGUCCCAUAUUCAAGUAGUGCCGCAGACAGAAAUGCUACAGUUCGAGCUCUAGAUUUUCAACUUGGUUGGUUUUUGCAUCCAGUGGUCUAUGGAGAUUAUCCACCAAUCAUGAGAGCUCUUGUGAAAGACAGAUUACCUAAAUUCACAAUGGAAGAACGUAGUUUGAUCUUACAAUCCUACGAUUUUAUUGGAAUUAAUUACUAUACAUCUAAUUAUGCACAAGACAAUCCCAAUGUUGAUCCUGCCAGACCAAGCCUCUUGACUGAUUUACGUGCCAAUUCUUCGACCGAUCGUAAUGGAGUCUCAAUUGGUCCGAAGGUGAAUGCUUCAUCCUGGCUUGCAGUUUAUCCAGAAGGAUUGAAAGAUUUGAUGAUACAUAUAAAGGAUCAUUAUAAAAAUCCGGAUCUCUACAUUACAGAAAAUGGAUAUCUCGACUUUGAUAGUCCUCAAGUUUACAAACUACUAAAAGAUGAGGGUAGAGUUAAAUACUAUCGUCAACAUCUCAAUAAACUUUACGAAUCAAUCAAGGCUGGUGUAAGGAUAAAAGGAUUCUUUGCAUGGUCGUUAUUGGAUAAUUUUGAAUGGGCGAGUGGAUAUACCGUGCGCUUUGGUCUGGUCUACGUUGAUUUCAAGCACCGUUUGAUGAGAAUCCCAAAACUAUCAGCAAAUUGGUUCCACAAUUUCCUACGAAGCUAA